AGCCCUACCCACACCAUGCCUUACAACUGCUGCCUGCCCAGCAUGAGCUGCCACUCCAGCUGCUCCUCCCGGCCCUGCAUCCCCCCCAGCUGCCAUGGCUGCACCCUGCCCGGGGCCUGCAACAUCCCCGCCAACAUCGGCAGCUGCGGCUGGUUCUGCGAGGGCUCUUUCAACAGCAGCGAGAAGGAGACCAUGCAGUUCCUGAACGACCGCCUGGCCAGCUACCUGGAGAAGGUGCGGCAGCUGGAGUGUGAGAAUGCGGAGCUGGAGCGCCGCAUCCAGGAAUGGUGCCAGCAGCAGGUGCCCUACGUGUGCCCCAACUACCAGUCCUACUUCCGCACCAUCGAGGAGCUGCAGCAGAAGAUUCUGUGUGCCAAGUCAGAGAACACCAGGCUGGUGGUGCAGAUUGACAACGCCAAGCUGGCCUCUGAUGACUUCAGGACCAAGUACGAGAUGGAGCGCUGUUCGCGGCAGCUGGUUGAGUCAGAUAUCAACAGCCUGCGCCGCAUCCUGGACGAGCUGACCCUGUGCAAGUCCGACCUGGAGGCCCAGGUGGAGUCCCUGAAGGAGGAGCUGCUGUGCCUUAAGAAGAACCACGAGGAGGAAGUCAACACGCUGCGCUGCCAGAUCGGAGACCGCCUCAACAUCGAGGUGGACGCUGCCCCCACUGUUGACCUGAACCGUGUGCUCAACGAGACCCGCUGCCAGUACGAGGCCCUGGUGGAGACCAACCGCAGGGAUGUGGAGGAGUGGUUCACCACCCAGUCUGAGGAGCUGAACAAGCAGGUGGUGUCCAGCUCAGAGCAGCUGCAGACAUGCCAGGCGGAGAUCAUCGAGCUGAGACGCACGGUCAACGCCCUGGAGAUCGAGCUGCAGGCCCAGCACAACCUGAGGGACUCCCUGGAGAACACACUGACCGAGACGGAGGCCCGCUACAGCUCGCAGCUGGGCCAGGUGCAGUGCAUGAUCACCAACGUGGAGUCGCAGCUGGCUGAGAUCCGCAGUGACCUGGAGCGGCAGAACCAGGAGUACCAGGUGCUGCUGGACGUGCGGGCCCGGCUGGAGUGCGAGAUCAACACUUACCGGUGCCUGCUGGAGGGCGAGGACUGCAAGCUCCCUUGCAACCCCUGUGCCACCACCAAUGCUAGUGGCAGCUGCUGUGGGCCCUGUGGCGGAUGUCAAAAGCGUUGUUAAUUUCAAGACUGGCAUCCUCUUUGAAGACGUCCAUGAAGCUGUUUACUGCAAGCACAGGAAAAGUCCCAGGUCCCACCCUUGCUGGAACUUCGUUCUCACUUAGGAAUGGAGUCAGGCCAACUGUGAUAUCUCCAGACACUGAAAUGCUUUCCAGACCCAACAAGGAAAGCCACUUCAUCAAGUCCAGCAUCUGGAAACUCUGUCCUGUCAAAGGUUGAGUCUCUGUGGGGGAAGUCCAGCUCCCUGAAUGUGGAGCUUCCAGUGUG
Molecule: messenger RNA, 1460 nt
Organism: Sorex araneus (European shrew)
Lineage: Eukaryota; Metazoa; Chordata; Mammalia; Eulipotyphla; Soricidae
Product: keratin, type I cuticular Ha4
Exons: 7
Coding region: 16-1194 (392 amino acids)
Molecular function (GO): structural molecule activity
Source: RefSeq, a predicted model, not a curated record